ACAUAUUCUAUGAUUUUUAUACGCGUGCAAGCAUUAUUAAGGAAAGAAUUAUAAAUAUGAAACAAGUACAAAUUUGAUCUUUUCUGUGAAAGAUAAAAGAUAAGAAGUCAUGGUAAAUGUCACGAAAGGAAUUUUAGUCGAAUGUGAUGCUGCUAUGAAGCAAUUUCUUUUACAUUUAGAUGAAACAUUUGCUUUGGGACGAAAAUUUAUUAUUCAAGAUUUAGAUGAAAGACAUUUGUUUAUUUCUGCUGAUAUCUUGGAUACCUUACAGACAAAAGUAGAUGAUCUUAUGGAUCAAAUAUCAUUUCCUUUAGCAGAGAAAGGAAUAUAAAUAUCAAAAAAUAUUUUUCUUUACAAUAUAUCAUAAAAUAGUUUAAGAGAUUAUAUAUUCAUUGUAAAUCAAAAAUGGCUGCACGUGAAUCUGGUAGAAUAAAAGAUGCUUAUCAAAAAAGAGUGCUUGAUGAAGCUGCUCGUAAACGCAGACAAAAAAAAGCAUUGGAAGCUUUGGAACAAGAUAAUUUUCAUGAUGAUCCGCAUGCUGAUUUAGUAAUGAGUAAAAAAGUUCCAAAAUUUCAAGAAACUUUAGACAAUAGAGGUGGUAGAAGAAAAAAAACCAGAUCAGCAGAAUAUUAUAAGCAACGAUUUCGUAAAACAUUUGCUCAAUUAGUAGAAGAAGA
Apis florea (little honeybee) is the source of this 677-nucleotide messenger RNA. RefSeq names its product transcription factor B5 (gene Tfb5). Gene Ontology annotation, cellular component: transcription factor TFIIH holo complex; transcription factor TFIIH core complex. Gene Ontology annotation, biological process: nucleotide-excision repair; transcription by RNA polymerase II; nucleotide-excision repair, preincision complex assembly. The record is from RefSeq and is a predicted model, not a curated record. Lineage: Eukaryota; Metazoa; Arthropoda; Insecta; Hymenoptera; Apidae.